AUGUGCUUCACCUAUCAACUCAUUUACGGUUGCACAAAUGAACGCAAAGAGACACACACUCUCUUCGUACAUCGUCGCUGCGAACUCGGAACCAUCGAAAAAUGCCCUAUCAAGGUGAAGGCCAUUGAACUCAAACGUCUAUUCUGUGAGGAGUGUCUCGAAGGGGGACGAGCCACCACGAAACGCCCUCCGUACAAGAUUCCCGGUACACGUGCAAAAUAUUUAGUCGAGGAGUUAGAUAAGAGGGCUCAAAAUGGAGAGGCUAUACUGGGAAACGACUACCUCAGGCGACAGGCUUCAUUUUUCACUAGCUGCUCUAUGGCGAGAGAUCUCCACACAAUUUCCGGAGAUCAUCCAUUCUUUCACAUCCAGGAACUCAUGCACCGAAGACUCAAUAACGAGGAUAUCAAUGCAAUCGAAAGACUCGCCAUAGAAAUGCAGCGUGUUCACGUGGGUGGUUUCGCGGACGGACGUCAUUAUGUAUACCCGGUAGCGGCAAUGUUGCACAAAGCCCUUCUAGGAAGCAUCAUUGCUCGCGCUGAAUCCGACGGUAUUGUUCAAUCAUGCUGUAAGCAUGGAACACACGAGCCACUGCAUACUGAAAACCAAGGAGUGAACGUCGUCGUUCGUUUUGGUCUUGCCAAUGCUCACAAUAACGAAAGAGAAUGCAGUACUUGCAAGGAUCAUCCGACUCUUGGCGGUCUGCCGUGCGCAGAAUGCAGAUGCAGUAUGAAGAGAUAUGUAAAGUACAAGGGAAAGGCUGGCAGUUUGGUCUUUGUAGACUCAGACAUUACGCCUUGGGAAAUUCGAGCUAUAAUGGAUAUUCACAGAGAGUUCUAUUCCGAGAAUGCUAAGCCUGAGAGCUCUAAGAAAUCAAAACUGUGGCGCUCAGUGCACCGAAUCUUGGGAUAG
Molecule: messenger RNA, 912 nt
Organism: Botrytis deweyae
Lineage: Eukaryota; Fungi; Ascomycota; Leotiomycetes; Helotiales; Sclerotiniaceae
Exons: 1
Coding region: 1-912 (303 amino acids)
Source: RefSeq, a predicted model, not a curated record